This is a messenger RNA of Dreissena polymorpha, 7167 nucleotides long. Its product is annotated as WD repeat and SOCS box-containing protein 1-like. The record is from RefSeq and is a predicted model, not a curated record. The transcript is spliced from 14 exons. Lineage: Eukaryota; Metazoa; Mollusca; Bivalvia; Myida; Dreissenidae. Bases 1749 to 3170 code for a protein of 473 amino acids. Gene Ontology annotation, molecular function: protein binding. Gene Ontology annotation, biological process: intracellular signal transduction.
AAUCGUCGAUGGCAAAAAUUCGCAACCCCUUUUCAAAACCCUGGCUACGGGCCUGUGUACGCUGAAGUUUCUUUAGCUAACAACUCGCGUGAGAUCGUUGUCGAUCAGACCCGAGUAAUGAAUGAAAUCUUCAGGCGUUAAGACACACCUUCGCAUUCACUGUGAAUGAACAAAAACUGUCACGUGACCCAAAAACUCAACGUUUUACGAAGGUGUUGCUUUGGUUUUCGAGAACACUUCGAAGCAAACGUAUACUGUAUAAAUACGUACGAAAAGUUAACAAGUUCCUUUGAUGGUGCGAGCGCGACACGCGUGUGUGUGUUUUUCAUGUUAAUUUCCCAACAGUCAUUGUCAGCUGUUAUACGGAUUUUGUGUUUUAUCCUAUUACCAGAUGAAAAUCGAUAGAAUAACAACGUUCGUAUAAACUUAAGCUAUCGCUAUUUUAAGAUCAGAUUUGGGUUUUUCCAAAAAAUGGAGAAUCUGUUUUUGUCAACUACGGAAAGAUAAAAUAGUCAAAAAUGCGAUAUUUUAUCAUUAUUACAUUUAUCAUUGUAGUGGAAAAAGGGAGGAAAUAAUAGGAUAAAUAAAAUAUUAUUUGCUUCCCUUGAUUUGGCCUAAUUCCAAUAAUAGUUGGCUGCACCGCUAACUCGGUCAGUCGUUAAAUUUGACAGUAUAAGUUCGUUUGGACAAAUCGUGUUAGAAUUCUCGCUACUGAAAAAGAAACGAAUAACACAAAACAGUACGAAUCUUGAAGGGAUUUUUCUUAUCAACUAUUUACGGAACAACUUUAGCGUAGUUAUUUAUAAAUGACAUGUAUCUCGAGUGUAUUUCAUCACCGCUGUGUUUUCGUUAGCUGUGUUGACGUGUUUUGGACGAGGAAUUUCCUUGUUGUGACUGUGAAAGAUUUAUCUGCAUAGUGGCAAGGUAGAGCAAUCAACUGGUCGCUACAGUGUCUCUACUAAGUGAUCCAUUGUCCUGAAGUAAUUGUGUCACAGUGUGGAAGCACUGAGCAAUCUACCUCUACAGUCUGUGGAUUUCUAGUCUUACUGGUUAGCAUAGAAUCUACAAAUUUAAUGACACAAGACGAAACUCCGAGAAGCUUUUGUAAAGCAGAAGCUACGGACCUUGAUUUAUCUGCAUAGUGGCAAGGUAGAGCAAUCAACUGGUCGCUACAGUGUCUCUACUAAGUGAUCCAUUGUCCUGAAGUAAUUGUGUCACAGUGUGGAAGCACUGAGCAAUCUACCUCUACAGUCUGUGGAUUUCUAGUCUUACUGGUUAGCAUAGAAUCUACAAAUUUAAUGACACAAGACGAAACUCCGAGAAGCUUUUGUAAAGCAGAAGCUACGGACCUUGAUUUAUCUGCAUAGUGGCAAGGUAGAGCAAUCAACUGGUCGCUACAGUGUCUCUACUAAGUGAUCCAUUGUCCUGAAGUAAUUGUGUCACAGUGUGGAAGCACUGAGCAAUCUACCUCUACAGUCUGUGGAUUUCUAGUCUUACUGGUUAGCAUAGAAUCUACAAAUUUAAUGACACAAGACGAAACUCCGAGAAGCUUUUGUAAAGCAGAAGCUACGGACCUUGAUUUAUCUGCAUAGUGGCAAGGUAGAGCAAUCAACUGGUCGCUACAGUGUCUCUACUAAGUGAUCCAUUGUCCUGAAGUAAUUGUGUCACAGUGUGGAAGCACUGAGCAAUCUACCUCUACAGUCUGUGGAUUUCUAGUCUUACUGGUUAGCAUAGAAUCUACAAAUUUAAUGACACAAGACGAAACUCCGAGAAGCUUUUGUAAAGCAGAAGCUACGGACCUUGGUUCUGGAAUAAAGACUGAGGUCCAGUCUGCAAUCUUCAAGAGUCAUUACUGUGAGAAUUGGUCCGUAGCAUGGGCACCUGACUGCUCGUAUGUGGCAUGGUCACAGGGUGGAGGCAUUAUCUACUUGCUGCCCUGGGAAAGGCAGGAGGGGAAAUUAGUUAACAAGCCAGUGAGGAAUAGAAGCUAUGACAAUCUCUCUGAGGUUUCUACAGAGCAACCGUUUAUCAGUGAUAGCCUGCCAAGACUAUCACCGCGCAGUGACAUAGUGAACAAAGAAGAUGACACUGAUGCUGACGUCAGUGAUACAGAAGUGAUAGAUAGUGAUGAAAUAAAAGUGGAAAGCAGUAGUGCUAGUGACUCCAAGAGUGUAAUCAAACAAGGUGAGGAGAACAGGCAAUGUUUCCGAAUCGACUGCAUGGAUGUCGUGUGGUGCAUGGCAUUUGGAAGUAGCAUGUCGGAGAUGAAUCACAUCUGGAUGCGUUUCAAUGCUCGCCGUGACCUCAUUCUGGCCACCGGACUUCGUUGUGGCAAGAUUAAGCUGUGGAACGUACACUCUGGUACCAUGCUUCUUGAGCUUAGUGACCACAAGUCAAUUGUGCGUGACCUCAGCUUUACGUCAGACGGCUCCUUCCAUUUGGUCUCAUGUUCCAACGACUGCACUGUGAAAUUCUGGGAUCUGAACGAUGACGGCAACAUGUACAAGACUGUUCGCUUUGCAGAAAACACCAUGGUAUGGUCCUGUUGUUGGUCUCCAAAUGGCGAACAGGUGGCAGCAGUUGGCCAGCAGAAAAAAGUGUACAUUUGGAAUACGAAGAACUUUCAGCUUGAGCCCAAGAAACUAGUUGGUCACCACCACCACGUUUGCAAAUGUGCAUAUUCCCCUGAUGGCGCUUUGCUGGCAACAGCUUCAUUUGAUACCAGGGUUUUUAUAUGGGACCCAUACACAGGGGAUUCCAUUUUGGCUCUUGGGCACUUGUUUCCCCCACCCAGGCCCAUAUUUGCAGGCGGGGCCAAUGACCACUUUGUUAGAGAUUUAUCUUUCUCCAGAGAGGGACAGUUCCUUGCAACAGUUGCCGAUGAUGGGUACCUUCGCGUAUGGGACAUCAAUGGCGAUUGCACAAACCCAAAGUGGGUGGCAGAAACUCCUAAACCCCUCAGCUGUGCCUAUAGUACAAAUGGACAUGUCAUAGCAGUUGGAUCGGGGACAGAUGGGAUCAUUGAGUUCUUCCAACCAGAGCAGAUAGAAGUGUCCCCGCUCCAGCAUUUGUGUCGGGCCAUCAUCCGAAAAAAUCUCCCCUCUCAGUCCGUAGAUUUUCUUCCCAUGCCAUCAAAAUUGAAGGAGUUCCUCAAGUACAAACAUUUGUGAAUGAUUCUUCCAACACAUGAAAUAUGAGGUCAAGCUUUGUGCAAAAGUGACAAUCAAACAUGGCAAUCAAACAUGAAUUAUGGUGAUAAUUCAAAUGUCAUUAUCAGAAGAAGAAAGAACACUUGCAACAGCUGAUUCGAUUUAACAACAUGACAUGCUGUAUGAAAUGUAGAUCUGAUUUUUGUGACAGCUGAUUUGUUUCCAUGCAUUGUAAUAUAAUAUAUAGUCAGGCCAGUUUUAUAUAUUCACAUAUGUUUAACUAAGAAUUGUAAAUUGUAUUUAGCUAGUUAUGAUAACCUUAAAUUUUUAUGUUUGCUAUUGUGAUUUAAUGUUAUGGAGGCUUGGUUAUACACUACCAGUAUAUAUCCAUAUGUAAUCUCAGAAUGUACCAGUGUGAUUGCCAAUAGUGUGAAAGGCCAGAUGUAUUUUGUGCAUGACGAUUUCCUUCUUACAUGUAUACUACAAAAACUUGUAACACUCCUUGCAUACUGAUUUUAAGUAUUUAUCCUUCUCUUAACAAAGAUCUUACUUCUUGCUUUACAUUUUACUGCAUAUUGUAGUUUUUGAAGUUUAGAUGAUUAUCAACCUUAAUAUGUUCCUUAAGGAUGCAUGGAUUUGUACUGAUAUAUCACAAAAUGUAAAUGAAUACAUAGCAGACAUCUUUUGCACAGGAUUAUACCAGAUACAUCAAAUAUUUGUUUCACACGGUGACCUUGGCUUGUAUUUGUUGUAAGCAUGUAUUGUCAGGUGUCUAUAUUAUUGAACCAUUAAGGGUCAAAACUUAAUGAUUAUUUGUCAAAAAUGCUCAAACACUAUUUUUCCAUCCUGUUUCGUAUGCUACAUGCUUGUUGAGUCGUGGGUAAUUACAAAAAAACAUUCAUAAAUAUAUGAUUAUGAUCAUUAUUAACCCUUUCAGUGCUGGAACCGAAUUUAAAAGGCCUUUGCAAACAGAUUGGAUCCAGAUGAGACGCCACAGAAUGUGGCGUCUCAUCAGGAUCCAAACUGUUUGCUAUUUUGAUAGUAUUCUUUGAAGAAAAUGCUAAUUUUAGAAAUUCAGCAGACAACAUUUUAACAGACGACAAAUUUCCCAGCAUGCAAAGGGUUAACAUAAUUAUACGCCUUUUGUCUUUUUUCAAAUGUUUAUCAUCUAAAAUAAUAAUCAAUAAUCUAAUGUGUUGAUGGUGUCAAACUGACAUCUUGAAAACAGGUUUUUGUUGAGCCGUGCAUUCUGAUUGGCUAUUUCAAUUUCAUGUUUUUCAUACUAUAAAUAGUCUUAAAACUGAUAUAGCUGGGGAGGUUAAUUUCUUGUGAAAAAAAUGUCAAGAGAUGAUGCAGUAUGAAAAAUACUUAUAAAUAAACAAUUUUGUGUUAUUAAGGAGCACUAAUGUAUAUGAACAAUAUAUAAAAGAGGAAAUAUUUGAUGAAUUACAACAUUGACCUGUUUGUUUCGUUCUUUUGAUCUGCAAAACUAUGGUGACUGUGUCAAAACACUUUUUGUAAUGGACUGCAUCAUAUGCAAAUGUUCUAUCAAGGGAUUUCACGCGAUCUCCAUACCCACGACUCAAAAAGAACCCAUGACUCAACAAGAUCCUUCUAUACAUGUAUAUUUUAAGAGAACGUAAGAUCUUAUAAUGACAAAAUAAUUAUAUAGGAGCGUAUAGUUGAAAUAUACUAAUAAGCCUAUGACUUAUACCUCAUUUUAUUUCUGCAGUAUUAACUCAUUAUGUAAAGAUAUUUGUUCACCAAUACUCAAAAUGCUUUUGAGAAAGAACAAGCCUUGUUGAUAUUUUUCUUAACCAAUUUUGUAUCGGUAUUAAUGACAUCUACAAAUCAAAUGCAUAUAUAAAUUCCUUUACCUUUUUUUUCAAAUAUGUACUAUUGCUCCACAUGAUUGAUUUUAUGCAGCAUUUUAAUUGUAAUAUUGUUGUUGUCAGUCUUUAAUGAUGCAGGGCUCAGCCUAUAUUCAAAUUUUAUGGACAAGUCACUUCUUCCUCUGCUGAAAUUGUGGAGAAGUGAGGCACCUUAAACGAGAAGUGGUUUCAGUUUAGCUUUUAAACAACUCUAAAUUAUUUUGUUCUCCUCAUUUAACAAUCAUCAUAAUGAUUAUUAAAGCAGAAAGAACUCAUAUUUAAUAAUGUUAACGAACACACUUAUGUUUUUAUGUAUUGCUAUUAUUGUUUUUAACUGAAUUUAAUUAAUAUAUUAUCAGUCAAUUUCUGGCUCAAAGUUAAUCCCAAAAGCCUUUAAGGAUUAUUACUUCUCCUUGUAAUUAGAGGGAGAAGUGUAUAUAUUUAGGGAAAAUCUCCUACCAUAUGUCUCCCGCACAGCUGAGCCCUGUUGAUGUGUGCCUGAUUUCACAGGAAAACAUUUUGUGUUAAAUGCACUACAUGAUAUGUUUUUAUUAGCUUGAUUUUGUAGAAAAGGUAAAUUUUUCUAUUUUCCAAUGAAUGGGCAUGAUGCCGCAUCCAAGUUUGGUUGACAUUAUAUGCUAGAUUCUCUGGAAUGUUUGAGGGAUUUGAUUUAACUUAAACUACCGGUAUACAUUGGAAUGAUUCAAAAUCAAUAGGUCAUGUUUGUUCAAGCUUGUUUGAAAUUUGUCAAAAUUUGGAGCCAUUUUACUCUUUAAAAUUUGCAUAUAUACUAAUAUAGUAUAACAACAAGUGUUUUGGUAAACUAGUUUCUCGUGAAUGGCUGAAGGGCUUUCAUUUAAACUUUACCUAUGUAUUCCAUAUAUUUGAAUGAUUCCAUAGGCCUUGGUGUGUUACUUUGGUUUAAUAGUUGUAAAAAUUAGGGGCUAUUUUACAUUUUAAAAUGUGCAUAUAUCCAAAAUUAACAGGUUAAUUUUUUUGUAAUGUAUUUGUCACAAAUGCUUUGACAGACAUUAUCCUUAACAUCUAUUCUCCAUAGGCCAAUUGUCUCCUCUAGUUUGAGCUCUGUUUUAAUGAAUGUUUUUUUUACAGUUUGAAGUUUUACUUUCAAGCUUCAUAGGUCAUAUAGAGCACAUCAAACUUAGAUACUAGUAUUAUCAUGAAAUAUGUUCAUAUUUAUAUUAAAUCAAACGUGGGAGUUUGAUGAAAUGUGUGCAGUCAAAGUAAAUGUCACCUGGUUAUUGAAAAUAUUCAAGUGAAUUCCUUAUAAUUUUUCAAUAACAAAUAAGGUUCAUGUAAGGAAUACAUAAUAUCCAGACCUAGCAUUGAAUGGGGUAGUAAUGAGCAAUUUAAUAAAUCUAUAUAGUCCUUGCUACUGUCAGGUGUGGCAUUAAUGAGGUCAAGGUCUAUCUUACUUGAAGGGACUUAAUCCCAGAUUGGGGCAUUGUUUGUGUGUGUUAAUUAAUGCAUUAAAUUGCUUUUUAAUAUUUAAACAUUGGAACUUAAGAGCUCAAUUAUUUACCAAAUUCAACAAAAACAAAAGAAACAUUACAAAUUAUUCAACUGUUUCCCAUUAUUAACUUUUUAUUAUUUUAUCACUUUCAAAUGAUUAUUGUUUAACCAAACUGUAUUUUCAGUUUGAUGUUUUUAAUUUGUAACAAAGCUGUCAAUUAAAAAAUCUAUGAACAAGUCUCUUUAAAAUAAAAAGGCUAUCCACCAAUUCAAUUAAUUGAGUUACUGAUAUGCAAAAAUAUGGCUUCCAUGAAACCUCAUUUGAUAUUGCAGAAGAUAGUCAAGGUCCUUUUUUACUAAAUUGUUUCCGCUAAAUCACUUAAUACAUACAGAAAAGAUAGAUGUCUGUUUCCAUAUCUAGCAUAUGAUUGAAUACAUUUUUCUCAAGGUUUGCAUUAAUAAAGUUAAGUGUUGGUGACUUGAUUGUACAUGCACUUUUGUCUUGCAAGAAAAAUCUGCAUUUCUAGUUUCUUUACAUGACUUCAGUAUUAUUCACAGUGGAGCAAUAACUUGUCCUAUUGACACAUGCCUUUCUGUGUUUUCUUUUCUAGAAAUAUUAUUAUAUGGUAUUGUAUUGCCUCUGUUAUUCUUUAUAGUGGAAUAAAUGUUUUAUCUUA